This is a messenger RNA of Iphiclides podalirius (scarce swallowtail), 240 nucleotides long. The record is from the annotation of a GenBank genome assembly. Lineage: Eukaryota; Metazoa; Arthropoda; Insecta; Lepidoptera; Papilionidae.
AUGGAUAUAGUGGAUUCGAUGAAUGCAACCAGAAGUAUAUGGAGCAAGACUUUAAACUGUUGCAAGAUACGUAUCUCACCUGAAGUUGUAUUUUUGUGCAGUGCUGGGUUAAUAUCAUUUUUACCUAUAAUAUUUUAUUUGUCAGUAAGAUUUUGUGGACCAAUUAGGGAUUUGCCUAGAGUUUUAAAACAAUCAAGGAUAAAACAAACAAUAUUGAGAUCAGUGCAAACUAGAGAUGAU